AUGGAGGGCAGCCUAAAGCAGCUCAGCCUGGGGAGGGGGCCCGAGGGGGCAGGGGAUAACCAGGCCCUGGCCGAGCUGCAGGAGCUGGCCCUGAGAUGGUUCAUGGAGACGCAGGCCCCCCUCAUUCUGCAGAACGGAGCCCUGCCCCCCUGGUUUCACGGAUUCGUCACCCGCAAGCAGACGGAGCAGCUGCUCAGGGACAAAGCUCUUGGCUCCUUCCUCAUUCGCCUCAGUGACCGGGCUACCAGCUACAUCUUGUCCUACAGGGGCAGCGAUCGCUGUAGGCAUUUUGUCAUCAACCAGCUUCGAAACCGGCGCUACCUCAUCUCAGGGGACACCCACAGCCACAGGACCCUGGCCGAGCUCGUGCGCCAUUACCAGGAGGUGCAGUUUGAGCCCUUCGGGGAGACCUUGGCUGCUGCCUGCCCCCGGCCAGAGGACAAUGAUCUGUACGACGCCAUCACCCUGGGCCUCCACCAGACCAAUCCAGGCCUGGAAAAUCCACCUGCAACGGCAACCCCCACGGUGGUCCCAGACAAGGCUGCCAGCCCCCGCCCCUCUCCAAAGCCCCAGGUCUCCUUCCUCCACACAAAGAAGAGCUUUGAUGCGAGUCCCUGGAACCUCUCCGAGGAGGAAAGCGUGGAGGCCCCCAGCAGGGUGCCUUCCCUCCCUGAGAGGAGUACCUCCCUUCUGGACAAGUCUUCUGGAGGCCCCAACAACAUCAUCUAUGCAGACUUGAGGAAGACGAACCAGGCACAGCUAGGCCUGGGCACAGACAUGUCCAGCAGGCAUGGGCCAGUUCCAGCUGGCAGCCAGGCCUGCUCCACAGGCAAGGAGACCCCAAAGAGAAUCUCAGAUAGAAGCCAGAACAGGCCUGAUGGCCUAGGGUUUGCCUUCUCCGAGGUGAGCCCAGACCAGGGCCCUACAGUGUCUCCUACCUCCUGGGGCAUCCUCCUGCCUCCCAGUUCUGAGGCCCUAGGAUCCUCAGCUGCUAUCUGGAGCCAGGAGUCUCCGAAGUUGAGCCACAGGGCUCAGCUCCACUCACAAGGCAGUUCUACAGACACCUCUGAGCUCAUCCAGACAGCAGGCCUCCUGCAGGAGGCCAAGGAUGUGCCAGACCAAGAAGGUGGCAGUACCUAUGAGCAGAUCCCAGUCAGCUGGGGUGGCCCAGCCAGGCCCUGGCAUCCUGGGACCAGUCCCACAUAUAGCAAGCUGUCAGGAUCCACAGUCUGUGGCUAUGAGAGGAUCUCGGGGGCCCCAGAGCUCCCUGAACCCAGAAACACCUAUGAACAAAUUCCAGCAGUCAAGAGCAAGGAGACUGGACGAACACACAAGCCUGACAAGCUCCGGAGGCUCUUCUUCACGGACAAGAAGCACAAAUCUUGAGGAGGGUCUGGUUUCCAGCAGCCCACCAGUGGGUUUCCCAGGACUCCGGCUACGCCAGGGGUGAUUGGGAAGCCCUCAGCCCACCAGAAGGCAACCUUGGACCCUCAGAUCCAACCAGCCUGCUGUGGAACCAGGCUCAGAGACAGAACCUAGGUGCCUGCUUGGAGAUGCGGUGGGAAGAGACCUUCCAGCUGCCUAUAGCUCUGGGCUAUGUCCUGCUUGCCAAGAGCCUCCCACCCAUCCAGAGGAGGAAAUCAAUGCCCGAGAGGAGAGAGGAUUGGCCAAAGGCAGGGGUCAGCAACCCUGUUUCCGAGACGAACCUGCUGAGGCCUGGUUCAGCUGAGCCUGCCUCCCCCCACGGAACACUUACUGAGCAUGUGGCAGGCCCUGUGCUAGGGCAGGUCUUUUCCUAACUGGCUGAGUGACAUCAUGCAGUUGCUCUUGAGGUCAAACCAGUUCCUUUUCUCAUGGCCCUAUCAGCACAAAGAGGAGAGGGCCAGGAGCUA
Messenger RNA from Equus quagga, 1892 nucleotides. It is a transcript of the gene SH2D7, whose product is annotated as SH2 domain containing 7. The transcript is spliced from 6 exons. Gene Ontology annotation, cellular component: cytoplasm. Bases 1 to 1386 code for a protein of 461 amino acids. Lineage: Eukaryota; Metazoa; Chordata; Mammalia; Perissodactyla; Equidae. The record is from RefSeq and is a predicted model, not a curated record.